GUAUCUCUUUUUGGUAUAAAAUCGAGUUGUUUGAUCAAACAUGCAUGGAAAUAUAAUUUUCGCGUCGUAAUGUGUCCAUGAAACACAAAACCAACUGCGCCGGUGCAUUGUGGGAGUUCAGGCUCGUUGUCACACGUUGAAACCAGCAUGGCACAGAAACCGAAAAGGAAACUAGAGGACCUCAGUCUGGAUGAGUUCUUGCAGUGUGGCUUGGACUCUGAGGAGGAUGAAGUACAGAAAGACGAAACCCCCCAAAAAAAGGGAGCCAAGAAGAAGACAAAGAUGAAAGAGCCCAAUAUGGAUGAAGGUAAUUAUGGUAAAGCUUCCCAGCACAAGCAGCAGCUGUCCAGAUUAAAGAACAAAGAUCCAGAGUUCUACAAGUUCCUGCAAGAUAAUGACCAGCAUCUCCUGAAUUUUGACGACACUGAUAGCUCUGAGGAUGAAGAUGAGGAAAAGUACCACACGUUGCCUUCCAUGCUGGAGGAGGCCAGUGACGAAGAGGAUGAAGGAGAACAAAAAAGUUCAAAGAAAGCCAAGAAAACAAAUGAGACUAUUAAAAUCACAGAAAAAAUGAUCGAAACCUGGAAAGCUUCUCUAAUGAACGAGCUUUCACCUCGUCUCUUUAGAGACAUCACCCAGGCUUUCAAGGCUGCUGUUGCUACAACAAAAGGAGAAGGAGUUGGCCCGUGUCGAUACAAGGUGGCCGACAGUUCAGUGUUUAAUGCCUUAGUCCUCUUCUGCAUCCGAGACAUCCACGGUGCCUUGCAGCGGAUGCUCAGCUUGAAGACUGAGGAAGACCAGACAAAGCUGGUGCUCCCAUCGUCUAGUAAGAAAUGGCAGAAGAAUCAAAUGGACAUUAAGAUGUAUCUCAGCGGCGUAGUUCAGUUGCUAUCCUAUCUAACAGAGGCUACGGUCAUCAGCGCUGUCCUGCGGCACGCCAACCAGCUUAUACUUUAUUACCUUUGUCUCCCUAAACAGUGUCGAUAUCUGGCUAAGCAAUUGUUGAAGCAGUGGAGCACAGGGGAGGAGACAUGUCGGGUUCUUGCUUUCCUGGCCCUCAACAAAAUCUGCAGAAACAAGCAGGAAACGUAUUUUGCCUCUAUUGUAAAGCAAAUGUACAUUUCCUACGUGCAAAACUGCAAGUUCACGUCUCCCAAUGCGCUGCCCAUGAUCAACUUCAUGCAGCGUACUCUAACAGAGAUGUACUCUCUGAACACGCAGGCCACUUACCAGCAGGCCUUCAUCUACAUCCGACAGCUGGCAAUCCAUCUAAGGAAUGCCAUGACCAUGAAGAAAAAGGAUUCAUACCAGUCAGUGUAUAAUUGGCAGUACAUCCACUGUCUGUAUUUGUGGUGUCGGGUCCUCAGCACCUUGCACUCAAGUGACGUCCUGCGGCCUCUGAUCUAUCCACUGUGCCAAGUCAUCAUUGGUACCAUCAAGCUGGUGCCCACAUCAAGGUACUAUCCUCUGAGGAUGCACUGUUGCAGAGCACUCACCUUGCUGUCUAGCAGCACCAACACAUUUGUCCCAGUUCUCCCUUUCCUCUUAGAGAUCUUCCAGCAAGUAGACUUCAACAAGAAGCCAGGACGAAUUAGCAAGAAGCCCAUCAACUUUGCAGUCAUCUUGAAGCUGAACAAAAUCAAUCUCAUUGAGAAAGCGUACAAGGAUGGCUUGAUUGACCAGCUCUAUGACUUGAUGUUGGAAUAUUUUUACACGCAGUCUAAUACUAUCGGCUUCCCAGAGCUCGCCCUGCCUACUGUCCUCCAGCUGAAAGCGUUCCUGAAAGAAUGCAAAGUGGCCAAUUACAGCAAGCCUGUGCGCCAACUUCUUGAGAAGGUGCAGGAAAACAGCAACUUCAUCACGGCGCGGCGACAGAACGCCGCCUUUGGAGUGGGCAAUAAUGACGCUGUGGUGGCUUGGGAGAAAGAUUUGCAGAAUGAGGGGACUCCACUCAGCAAGUACUACUUGCAGUGGAAGAAGCUGAGGGAGAAGGAGAUUCAGUUGGAGAUCUCUGGCAAAGAACGGAUGGAAGACCUGAACUUCCCAGCGAUCAAACGUAAGAAGAUUCAGGAGAAGAAAGCAGAGGACAAGAAAGAGUUUAAGGAUUUGUUUGAGUCAGACUCGGACGAUGAUGGAGAUGACGACACAGGACUCAAAAGAAAAGAUAAAAAGGGUGGCCAAGGUUCAGAUGAUGACGAUGAUGAUGAUGAUGAUGAAGAUGAUGAAGACCUAUCUGACAUGAGUGAUGACGGAGACUCAGAUGACGAUGAUGAUGAGGAGGAGCUAGGAGACGAGAUGGCUUCCAAGGCUCCCCAGCCGCUGUCAUCCUCUGAUCUGAUGAAACUUGCAGAAGGAAACGAGGAUUUGGUGGAGGACUUGGAGCUGUCUGACGAUGACUAAGACUCAUUCAUUUAUUUCUUCACACCUGAAAUGCAAUAUGCACAUUGAGUAUUGACUUGUCAUUCAGUACAAUUUUAGUUCCACAUUCGACUGCCUUUUUAUGAAACAUCAAAGACCAAAAAACAAUCCA
Nerophis ophidion (straightnose pipefish) is the source of this 2530-nucleotide messenger RNA. It is a transcript of the gene noc2l, whose product is annotated as NOC2-like nucleolar associated transcriptional repressor. Gene Ontology annotation, cellular component: Noc1p-Noc2p complex; nucleolus; Noc2p-Noc3p complex. The transcript has 18 exons. The record is from RefSeq and is a predicted model, not a curated record. Gene Ontology annotation, biological process: negative regulation of transcription by RNA polymerase II; ribosomal large subunit biogenesis. NCBI's taxonomy places the organism in Eukaryota, Metazoa, Chordata, Actinopteri, Syngnathiformes, Syngnathidae. The coding region runs from base 148 to 2400 and encodes 750 amino acids. Gene Ontology annotation, molecular function: histone binding; transcription corepressor activity.